This is a messenger RNA of Peronospora belbahrii, 1332 nucleotides long. The record is from the annotation of a GenBank genome assembly. NCBI's taxonomy places the organism in Eukaryota, Oomycota, Peronosporomycetes, Peronosporales, Peronosporaceae.
AUGUCAUGUGGGACAAAAGAGGCUCUUGUCUUUAGCUUAGGUCUUCUUACUGGCACAGGCACGACACUAACUGGCAAAAUUCUAUACGGUGUUGAUUCCAUAGGACUUGAUGGUCAAAUUAAGAAAUUUGAAAAACCUAUUUUUCAAACAUGGCUCAUGUUUCUAGCCAUGGUCUUUGCUUUGCCCAUACAUUGGGCCUAUCAUUAUCAUGUCGAGCGACAUUGGCGUCGUACUCAUCGCAAUGGAAUCAAAUAUCAUUAUCGAAUUCCACGCAAUAUUUACUUUUUGCUGGUAUUUCCAGCAGCCUUUGACCUCUUAGCAACGUUUGUUGCAAAUAUUGGACUUCUCUACGUCACUGUCAGUGUUUUUCAAUUGAUGAAAUCCACUGUUAUUGUAUUUGUAGCAUUGCUCAAGGUUUUUGUGCUGAAAGAUCGACUUCGAGGCUAUAUGUGGAUUGGUAUUGGUUUUAAUAUGGUGGCAGCAUUAAUGGUCGGUGCAACGAGUCUUGUCGAUGCAGAUACACAGAAAAACAAUGCUGAAAAGCAACAUCCAGCAUUUGGUGUGUUAAUGGUCGUACUGAGCUGUGCGAUUCAAGCUGUGCAAUAUGUUUUUGAAGAAAAACUCAUGGAUGAAGGCGAUAGCGCACCUCCUUUAGUUGUCGUAGGCAUGGAAGGUGUCUGGGGCUUGUUCCUGACCUCGUUCAUUAUUUACCCAGUUGCUUAUUUCGUUCCAGGCAGUGACUUGGGCUCGAAUGAGAGAUUUGACGAUGCGUACGAGAUGCUCAUGAAUAGUGGACUGGCUCAAGUGGUCGUCGUUGUUUACUUAUUGGUGAUUCUAGGAUACAAUGUGCUUGCCGUGUCCGUGACGUAUUUGCUGAACUCAAUUUGGCACGCAAUUCUAGACAAUUUCCGUCCGAUCACAGUCUGGGGGGCAGAUUUGAUGCUAUUCUACUUCUUCACGCAAGGUCACUUUGGUGAACAAUGGACGAUCUGGAGCUGGCUCCAGCUUGCUGGUAUGGCCACGUUAUUGGCAGGCACGGCAGUUUACAAUGGCACACUACGCCUGCCCGGAUUCAUAUAUCUCGAGCCGUUGGAAGAAGCUGUGGCUCCAAUUCGUACACCAGAAGCUCUUACUGCGUCUGCAUUCUCACGUUCGCCUUUGAUCAGUCGCAAUGCCAUGAAGGCCGCGGAAAUUGCACGUCGGACACCAAAUGCCAACGAUCGCGAUCGUGUACGGCGUGAGUUUAUGACGGAGUACCAGCCAUUAGCAGACGCGGAAACUCGACGACGUCUUGAUCCUGCUGGACACAUGUAUGGAUCACUCGAAACUUGA